This is a messenger RNA of Dromaius novaehollandiae (emu), 5024 nucleotides long. Its product is annotated as maestro heat-like repeat-containing protein family member 2B. Lineage: Eukaryota; Metazoa; Chordata; Aves; Casuariiformes; Dromaiidae. Gene Ontology annotation, cellular component: cytoplasm. The annotation marks the transcript as partial. The record is from RefSeq and is a predicted model, not a curated record. The transcript is spliced from 37 exons.
ACCGCGCUCAGCACCACGCCUGCCAGCACGCUGGUGGGGGGGACAGGGACCUGCUGGUGCCCAUGUUCUUGGCACAGGGAGAGCCAGGGUCACGCGCUUGGGGCCAGCCCCAAGCUGCCCCGGGCUGCUCUUCCCCAGGCUGCACAGAGCCGGCUCCACCGGCCUCUCCUGCGGGCCCAUGCUCCGGCUGGGGAGACGUUUGCCCGACUCGGGGCCCGUCCCUGCGGCUGCUGGAGCGAUGCAAACCCUCGGUUGCUUUCCUUCCAGGUUUCUUCACUUGGGUAGGUGCCCAGUCGGGACCUGCGCGUGGCGAGGACGGCGGCAAGGCGGCCGGGUCUGUCCCUGUGGCCAUCGCUACCUUUGCCACCGUGGUGACUUCUCUGUUGAACCGGCUGCAAGACGCCGAGGGCAGCAGAGCGGAGACCUACCGCGAGCUGGAGAGCGUCUUGUGGGGCGACGAGAGCCAUCUGCAGAGCUCUGAGGUGGACAGAGUGAUAGCAGUGGCGUUGGAGGACCUGCGAGCGGCCCAGGGUGGGACGGCCUCCGUGAGGACGGCGGCUAGUGAUAUCCUGGUGGCGCUGGCCCGCUCCCACUUGUGCGACGUGGUGUCGGCGCUGCAGGGCCACCUGAAGGCCCUGGAGGAGACGUCGGAGGAGUUUGUCCUCAUCACCCUGCGCAACCUCGCCACACGCUACGCCCUGCAGUGCGUGCCCUUUGCGGCAACGACACUGUCAGCCCUGCGCGGCGUGCUGAGCGAGGUGGGGAGCGGCCGGAUGCUGGAGAGCAUGGGAAAGAACAGCCAAAACCUCCAAGCGUGUGCUGAGGGGCAGGCGUUUGGGAAGGGGGAGGCCGGGGCUGCAGCGGGCAGUGGUGGAAGGGAGCGAGGCUGUGCGGAGGAGGAGGUGUGGUGCUGGGGCGGAAGAGGGGAGAAACAAGGCAGCGUUGCCAUCCAGGUGUCUCAGACCAUGGCACAACGCGUCCCUGAAGGCAGAUCUCCUUGCAACCUGUGCCCUGGCGAGCCUGGCCUGGGCUUAAAGCAGGCCCGGGGGCCAGUGCAAGGUCUUCACCAGUCAGAGACUUUGGUGCGAUCCUGUUUCCCUUCUUGUGCUGCAGUUCUGGAGCAGUGGUGCAGCGGCAUAAGCAUGUACUUCCGCGAGGGGGAGAAAGGUGCCUUCCCUCGCCUGGGGCCUGCCCAGCUCUGUGCCCACGUUUACCCGCUCUUCUGCUACGUGAGCAGAAAGCGGCGGUGCUGCGAGGAGGAAGAGGUCAAGCAGGCUGUGCUCAGGGCGAUGGGUGCCAUGAUGGGUGUCCUCCUGCACGUGGAGGAGCACCGUGAGCACGCCUGGGAGCAUCUCCUCUGGCUGCUGCACCAGUAUCGGGAAGUCUGGGACCCCUUUGGGGUGACCGUGAGUCUCGGCUAUUUCCUGGGGGCUGUGGCAGACAUUCAGACCCGCGUGCCCCGGGCCAGGCAUCUGGCCAUCGCCACUGCUGUGCACCAGCAGCUCUGCGAUGAGAUGGAGCCGCCCAGCCCAGAGCACAGAGCAGAGCUGUGCCGCUGCAUGGUGCUGCAGGCCCGAAUUUGCCCGGAGGAGACCAUCGAGUUCCUCUACUACAAGCUGAGGAACGGGAGCAAGGCCGAUCGCGUGGCAGCCGUGGCAGUGCUGCAAGCUCUGGUCCGCUCUGACGCCCCGGACACGAGGGAGAAGCUGCCCCUCUUUGCGAAGCUGGUGCAGUCCAUGUGCCAUGACCCCGCGGCCCAGGUGAGGAGGGCAGUGCUGCAUUUCAUUGGGGAGCUGCUGCGCUCCAGUGCCCUGGGCUGCUCGGCGUGGGACGUGGUGGGGCACCUCUUCAGCGAGUUCAGCCGGGCCUCGGGCAGACUGGCAAUGGGAAACCUUAGCAUGGUGGAAGCGCGGGAAGAAAGGGCUGUUCAGAGCCUGUGCGCCCACGUGCUGGGCACGCUGGAUGUCUCUGCUGGAGCGGUGGCCAAACUCCUGUGGCCGAAGCUGCUGUGGUACGUGGUGCCAGCCAAGUACACGGGCAUGAUGGUCCCGCUCUGCCGCUGCCUGCGCAGCCUGGCCGAGAGACGGGACAGGGCAGAGCAGGAGCAAGAGGAGGCAGCGCCUGAGGCCCUGGAGUCUGAGGAGCCAGCCGCUCUGCCAGCUCCCCAGGCCCUGCUGGCUCGCCUGCUGGUGGUGGCGGCAGUGGCUCCACACGCGGGCGGUGGCCGUGGAGCCGCGGCCCUGCAGCUGCUGCAGGCGCUCCCCAGCACGAUCCACGGAGCCGUGGGGGCGAAGUGGGCCGCAGACAUCCCCCUGCUGCUGCAGCACCUGGCAGGAACAACAGCGAGCUCCCUGGACGUGGCCGAGUGGGAGAGCCUUCUGCUGAAGUUCCUGCAAACCUCUCUGGAGCUCAUUGCGAGCGAGGCCUGGACCGUGGGCCUGAGCCAGGAGCUGAGCCGGCAGCUGGGCAGCUCUCCCCGCCUGUCCUGGGAGAAGCGGUUCCUGUACAAGGCUCUCGGCACGGCCCUGGCAGCUUGUGGGUGUCUCCACCACGUGCAGGAGCAGACCUUGGAGCACCUGAAAGCAGCCAACUUCCUGGAGCUGUGGCAGGCGCAGGGCAUGGUUUCAGUUGUGUCCCGCUGUGCCGAGAGCCACUUCCAGCUGGCCUUGUCCUUGGUGAAGGAGUUCACGGGGACUUUGAAACGCAAGAAGAGCAAGGCAAGAAGGACCCGCGCUACUCGCGCUGCGCUGCUGGUGAUGUACGGCCGGAUGGCGCUGCGCGCCCCCAGGGAGCAGCUGCUCGCCCGUGUCGAGAGAGACGUGGUGGCGAAUGUCCUGCAGCUCUACCGAGAGGGCUGCCAGGAUGCGCAGCUGAAGCUCUCCCUGGUGCAGAGCGUCACUGAGAUCAGCCUUGCCAUCCAGGCUGCAGGCGCCGGCCCCAGGUUUGAGCUCUGCUGCAAGCGGGAGCUGCUGCAGACCCUGCUGGAGGUGAUUCAGGAAGAGCCCCAGGAGUCCCCGGUGCACCCCCGGGCCCUCGUGGCCAUGCAGCAGUUGAGCAAGCUGAAGCCCCGUCUGAGCAGGGAGGAAAACCGCCACCUCCUGGCUCUGUGCUGCCAGGGCAUCGUGUGCCUUCGUCGCCCCGAGCAGAUGGACAGGAGAGGGCAGACGGCGGUGGCUGCUUCAUGCUCACCGGGUGUGCAGGCGCCGUCCCUGCGAGCGCUGGGCCAGCUCAUGGGAGCCCUUCUCUGGGCAGAGCUGGCCCCCAUCCACUUCGAGGACAUGGUGCAGGUCCUGCGGCGCUGGCUCACCUCGGCCCACGCAUGCGAGCGGGAGAGGGCCCUGCAGGUGUGCGUGCAGGUGCUGGGCUCUUAUGAAGAGAGAUGCGAGCACAGGCGAGGCCGUGCCUGCGAGUGGUUCGGCUCCCUGGCGGGACUGCUGGGGCCUCUGACGUGCGACACGUCGGCCGCGUCCCGCUGGUGGGCAGUGACCUGCCUCGGCCACCUGCUCCGAACAGGAGCCGAGAACACAGACGUGGCGCCCUGGACCAACGAGAUCGGGCGCCUGCGUGAGAGGCUCAGUGCCGUCACCUCUGAGUCUCUGCUGGCCACCUCCACCAACAUCGCGAAGCUCGUUUGCAAAUAUUUCCCCCGAGGCCAGGCCUCAGGCUUCAUGAGCAGCAUUGUGGAGAGCCUGCUGUGCACCAGGCCCAUGUGCGCGUGGGCCGCUGAGCGGUGGACGCUCACCUUCCUGGGGGAUUGCGGAGAGCAAAUAUUCCAGGAGGAGGUGCCCAAACUCGUGCACCUCCUUUACACCUGCCUGCGGAGCACCCGGCAGAGCGCUCGCAGGUGCUUUGUGCUGCGGGCCGUGUUCCUCCUGGCCCACUCUCACCCACAGCCGGUGCUCAACAGCCUCCUCCAGGCGUGCCCGCCCACAGACAGCGACACGGUGGAGGUGUGGAGGAGCCUGGGGAGAAGCGUCCUGGGGUGCCAAAUCCUGGUGUGCUUAACUGAAAAGUUAAGGGCAGCGGGAAAGAGCAGCCACAGGAGCGAGUGCUGCACUCGGGAGCUGGGCAGCAGCCAGGCUGCCCUGGAGCCUCGCACGAUCACCCACGCCCUCUGCGAGGUGGUGUCAGUGCUGCAGAGGAAGACACUGGUCCAGCGCCUGCUUCCCUACCUGCUUCCCGGCCUUCUGAGGCAGGUCAGCGAGACGCUGGGGGAGGAGCUGGCACUGUCCGUUGGGGACCUGGAGAGCGCUGACAUGCCGGGCAGCCUUUUUGUGGCGGCAUUGGAGCUGGUGCUGGCGAGGUGCCUGGACAGUCGGUGGCUGCGGCUGCUCCGGGAGCAGGGAGCGUGGGCGUCCCUGGCAGAGCCCCGGGCUCACAGCACCGGCGUGUGUCUCCUGGCGAGCAUGCUGCUCCGCGCAGAGCUCGUCCCACAGCGCCUGCUGCAGAGCCUCUUCCCCUGGCUGGAUUCGCCCUCCGCCAACCUGCGGCUCACGGCCACAGCUUUCUUUGCCGAGCUGAUGAAGGACAAGCUAGUGGAGGAGAGGAAGCUGCUGAAGCCGCUCCUAGAGGCCUUGGGGGAGAGAGCGCGCGACCCCGUCAGCACCGUGCGGCAGAUGGCCGUGAGAGGUCUGGGCAACGCAGCCAGCAGAGCACCCGCGAAGCUGCGGAGGCACGGGGCGGCCGUGGUGUCGGUGCUGCUCAGAGGCCUGGAGGACGCGGCCAGCACAGAGGUGGCUGCCGAGAGCCUGCUGGUGCUGGCGAAGGUGCUGGGGCUGCUGGAGGCGAGGGCCGUGGGCUCUGCCUUUGAAGAGAUCACCAGGGCCAGCCGGGCGUUCUGGGGGGCGGAGGAAGAGGUGCUGCGCUGCUCGGCCUUCGUCCUCUAUGGCACCCUGGCCUCCUCUGCUUCAGGGAGGAGGUCGUUUUUCAGCAGAGAGGUGGAGGCGGCAUUUCCCAGCCUGGUGCUGCACCUCGGGGACCCGGCCCCAGCCGUCUGCAGCGCGUGCAAGGUCUCCCUGCACCUG